Caenorhabditis remanei is the source of this 1173-nucleotide messenger RNA. RefSeq lists its product as uncharacterized. Gene Ontology annotation, biological process: regulation of alternative mRNA splicing, via spliceosome. The transcript has 3 exons. NCBI's taxonomy places the organism in Eukaryota, Metazoa, Nematoda, Chromadorea, Rhabditida, Rhabditidae. The record is from RefSeq and is a predicted model, not a curated record. The coding region runs from base 1 to 1173 and encodes 390 amino acids.
AUGGAUUCAAAAAGAACACUUGGAUUGAACAUUCGACAGAAAGAAGAGCCAAAACGGGUGGCGAUCAAGGUGGCGAGUGUUUUUGGAGACGAUGACGAUGACGAUAUGCCAGCAACUGCGACAAACGCCGCAUCGGCAUCAGUGAUUCGUGUGCAGAAACAAGCCGAACGAGAGCAUCAGAAAGCGGAAGCGGAGGAUCCGACGAUUUUCGAUUAUGAUGGGAAUUAUGAUGAGAUUCAGGCAAUUAAGAAUGAGAAGAAGGAAGAAGCCCGAAAAGCGGACAAAAAACGUGAAUCCAAGUACGCUGAAAGUAUCAUCAAAGCUCACGCCCGUCGUCAACUCGAAACCUUCUCCCGUGAAGAACGACAACAAAUCAAAGAGCGAGAAAAGGAGGGGGACGAGUUCGCCGAUAAGGAAGUCUUCGUGACUGGAGCCUACCGUAAACAACAGGAAGAAGUCAAGAAAUACAGGGAGCAGGAGGCUGAAGAAGCGGCGUUCAACGAUAUGACGAGUGUACAAAAGCAGAAAAUGUGGGAGAUGGGAAUGGGAAGGACGUUGUUGAAUGAUUUGGCGAGGGAUCCGACGGCGAUUAAACAGAGGAAAAAAGAGCAGAAGAAUGUGAGAAAACGAGAAGAUUCUGGAGAUGAAGAAGAAAAGGAAUUGGGGGAGGAUAAGAAGAAACCGGAGAAAUCAAUUUACGACUCGGAUUCAGAAGAGGAGAAGCCGAAGAUUGAGGCUCCGCCCCAAAAGAAUUUCGAAGGAGAACUGAAGCCUGGCCUCAAUAAAGUCACGAAGAAAGCAACGACACGCGCUGAAAGAGUCCAACGAAAUUUCACACCGACACCACCGUCUUCUGAUGACGAAGGAGCACCACGACCUGCUCCGCGAGCACUCGGAGAUCAUAGAUCAUCGAGAAGAAGUGGAAGUGGAUCACCCAGAAGAUCCCGAGAUUCGGGACGACGAGGCUCUGAAGUGGAGAAGACUGAAGAGCCGGUGAAAGCGCCGAAAAUCUCGCUCAAGGAGAAGCUGAAACCGAAGAAAAUCGAUAAAGUCGCGAGAUUGGAGGGAUUGAAGGAGAUUCUGAAGCAGAGGAAUACGGAGAAUGAUAUUGAAGAAGCGAGACAGAGAUAUUUUGAGAGGAGGGAGCAAGGAAUCGUUGUGCCGCCACUGUAA